AUGUCUUCAGUACAUGGUGGUUCUGCAACUACUUCACCAUCAGAUAUAACUAAACCAAAAUCGCCAGAUAUUUCAUUUAUUCAUUCACAAAAAAGAAAACCUUUGCUCAUAGUCGAUGAACAUGUUUUCAAAUUGAAUUCAGCCACAAGUACUAUUAAAUACUGGGAAUGUACAUUUGACGAAUGUUCAGCAAGAAUUCAUACACAUUCGAAUGGUCAAAAUACGUGUAUUCAAUUUAAUGCAGGUUUAGGAGUAAUAAUAAAACAAAUCAAAACAAUUCCAAUUCAACGUCAUAUCAGCAAUCUUGGUAAACGAUAUUAUUAUGGUGCCAUAAAUGCUAUGGAAUAUCUAGAUAAUUUAUCAUUUACAGUUUCUCAACGAAAACAUGAAAAUUUAUAA
Molecule: messenger RNA, 399 nt
Organism: Rotaria sordida
Lineage: Eukaryota; Metazoa; Rotifera; Eurotatoria; Philodinida; Philodinidae
Source: the annotation of a GenBank genome assembly